AUGUCUGGUAGAGGAAAAGGAGGAAAAGGUUUAGGAAAAGGUGGUGCUAAGAGACACAGAAAGAUCUUGAGAGAUAACAUUCAAGGUAUUACUAAACCAGCUAUUAGAAGAUUGGCAAGAAGAGGUGGUGUUAAACGUAUUUCUGCUUUGAUUUAUGAAGAAGUUAGAAUUGUUUUGAAACAAUUUUUGGAAAAUGUUAUCAGAGAUGCUGUUACUUAUACUGAACACGCAAAGAGAAAGACUGUUACUUCAUUGGAUGUUGUUUAUGCUUUGAAGAGACAAGGUAGAACCUUGUACGGUUUCGGAGGUUAA
Molecule: messenger RNA, 312 nt
Organism: Lodderomyces orthopsilosis Co 90-125
Lineage: Eukaryota; Fungi; Ascomycota; Pichiomycetes; Serinales; Debaryomycetaceae
Gene: HHF1
Product: histone
Exons: 1
Coding region: 1-312 (103 amino acids)
Biological process (GO): nucleosome assembly
Cellular component (GO): nucleosome
Molecular function (GO): DNA binding; structural constituent of chromatin; protein heterodimerization activity
Source: RefSeq, a predicted model, not a curated record